Messenger RNA from Aspergillus thermomutatus, 5610 nucleotides. RefSeq names its product putative pectin methylesterase. Gene Ontology annotation, molecular function: pectinesterase activity. The coding region runs from base 1 to 5610 and encodes 1869 amino acids. Gene Ontology annotation, biological process: cell wall modification. The record is from RefSeq and is a predicted model, not a curated record. The transcript has 2 exons. Lineage: Eukaryota; Fungi; Ascomycota; Eurotiomycetes; Eurotiales; Aspergillaceae.
AUGCGUUUCUGGCACGCCUGGGGCCUGACCGGCUUAGCCAGCUUAGCACUUGCCCAAAGUGUGACAGUUGGCUCGAGUUCAGCCACGACGAUAUCGUCCAGUACUAGUUCUGCUGCAGUCACUGCGGCCGCGUCUUUGACCUCAUCAACUACUACCCCCUCAUCUCUUACCUCGUCUUCGGUGGUUGUCGUUGCUACCGACAGCUCCGGACAGUUUACUGCAAUCGGCGAUGCCAUCUCUUAUGCUCAGAAUCAAGGGAUUCCUACUGUCACUGUAAAAGCGGGAACCUAUACCCAAGCUGUCACUGUCUCUGCCACACCCUCCGUUACCAUCGUUGGCGAGACUGCCCAUGAAAACGACUAUGCGCAAAAUCAGGUCACAAUCUCUGCCGCCAGCCCUCUCGUCAUCUCCGUCAAUGUCCUCGGUAUCACAUUCAAAAACAUCAACUUUGUGAACACCGCGACGGGGAGCUACGGUGCGGCAACCAUCCGAGGAUCCAAGAAUGCAUUUUACCAAUGCCAGUUUGUGUCUGCCGGAAGCUUGGGCAUCACCGCCAAUUUGGGACUGGGUAUUAUUGCCAACAGCUAUAUCGAGGCCUUGGACAAGGUAAUCUACAGCUAUCCCAGUCUGUACAUCUACAACACCACAAUUGUGCCUGUUAGCUCCAGCGCUCUCCUUGUUUACAACAAGGGCUACACAUCUGGAACCACCCUGUACAACUCGACCGUCGUGUUUGAUUCUUGCUCUGUCCAGCAAAAGUCUGGAACGAGCAACAAGAACGUCUACUUGGCGGCAGCGAACAAUGCCGGGGGAUCUGUCGUCGUCUUCCGGAACACAUACCUCGCAAGUUUGAUUGCUGCUAGUGGCGUGCAUGUCGACACGGCCACUCAGAACACCCUCAAUUUCUAUGGUGAAUACGGAACCACGGGAGCAGGGUCUUACUCGAGCAAUCAGGCCUCGCGCUCGCAAUAUGUGUCUCUGAUGAGUGCGUCCGACCUGACCCGCUUUUCGAUAGACCGGGUAUUCGCCGGUGUCUAUCCGCAAUUUGCCUCGUCGUCUACCGACUGGGUGAACUCGAAUGUCCUGGCAGAGAUUGCAAGCUCAGACGUGAUUCAAACCUCGUCGACUGCCGUGGCCACAUCGACUGCGAUAUUGACAUCCUCCACCAGUGCUUCUGCGACGUCUACCGCAGCGACGCCGUCCUCAACCCUAGUUGUCUCCCAGGAUCCCACUGCGGGUCAGUACGCCAAUGUCAGUCAGGCCAUUGCAGCUCUGCCUAAUGAUGGUCAGGCAUACACAAUCUACAUCAAGGCAGGAACAUACACAGAGCAGAUUUCUAUUACGCGCGCAGGCAAGGUCACUCUUCGUGGUGAAACCUCCUUUGAGAAUGAUUAUACCCAAAACUUGGUUACUAUUCAGUUUUCGUACGGUGUCUUGACCAGUGCUGGUCAGGAUGAAAGCACUCCGGUUAUCUAUGCAAAGAAGACCGAUGGUUCAGGUCUCGCGCUGUACAAUAUCAACUUCGUCAACACGUAUCCUCAGACCAAGAACACCGCUGCUUUGGCUGCAGACUUUUACGGUUCAAACAUGGCUGCGUACGGUUGUUCCUUCAUCGGUUACCAAGAUACCCUCUUGGCUAAUAAAGGUACGCAAGUCUUCUCGAAUUGCUACAUCGAAGGAUCGGUCGAUUACAUCUGGGGUUUCUCGACUGCCUAUUUUCACCAGUGCUACAUCGCGGCGAAUACCGCAGGCGCGUGUAUCGCCGCCCAGAGUCGAUCCUCCUCCACUGCCGCUGGGGGUUACGUGUUUGACAGUUGUUAUGUGACCUACACCAACACGUACGGCACCACUUUCGGUCAAACGUACCUUGGAAGACCUUACUCGCAGUACAGUAUUGCCGUGUAUAUGAACUCCUACCUAGACAAGCACAUCAACAGCGCCGGAUGGAGCAUUUGGUCUACCAGCGCACCCCAAACUGACUAUGUCACUUUUGGAGAGUACAACAACUCGGGUCCUGGAGCCUGGUCGUCCAGCCGUGCGUCAUUUGCGACCAACCUUUCUGCAGAUGCUGCGAGCGCGUACACGCUCUCGUCCUGGAUUGGGGAUACAACCUGGUUGGACAUGACAGCGUAUAACUCUGUUCCUUCCUACAGCCUUACCGGAUCAUCUACGGGCACAAACACGAGCACUACCACUCCUACCACUACUGCUACUCCCUCCUCUACGGUGACUGCCUCGUGGGGACAUCCAACCAGCGGCACCACUCCCCCAGUAGGCGCGGUCAUUGUCUCUCAAGGUGGCUCUGUGAAUGAUUCCUAUAGCAAUUUGACGGCUGCAUUGGCUGCUCUGCCCAACGAUUCUUCCACCCAGAUCAUCUUCAUGUAUCCUGGCACCUACAAUGAGCAGGUGCCGUCGAUCAACCGAAAUGGGCCUGUUCAGAUCAUUGGUUAUCAGUCUGGAAAUCCUGGCGAGUCCUACAGCACGAACCAGGUCACUAUCACCUUUGCACGAGGCCUGUCUGUGUCUCCUCUGCCAACGGGUCACUCGGAUGCUGAGACGGCAACCCUGUUCACCGCCAGCAACAAGAUUGCGCUUUACAACAUCAACAUCAUCAACAGCGAUAAUUUGGACGGAUCGCAGUCGUCCUAUGUGACUCUCGCCGCAUCAAUUUACGGCUCGCAAAUUGGCUUCUAUGGCUGUAGCUUUAUCGGUUGGCAAGAUACCCUCUUGACGGGUAGUACGGCUGGAUAUCAAUACUACGAAUCAUGCUAUAUCGAGGGUGCAAUCGAUUUUAUCUGGGGAUACUCCAAGGCUUACUUCAAGGGAUGCACCAUCGGCGCCAAAAGAGCCAAAUCCGCCAUUACAGCGCAAAGUCGUGCGUCCUCUUCUGCUAUCGGUGGAUACAUAUUCGACGAGUGCACAUUCCAGGCAGCCCCGGAUGCCACGGUCGACCUCACCCAGACCGUAUACCUCGGCCGUCCGUACUCCGCGUAUGCGCUGGUGGUCGUCAAGAACUCGUACUUGAGCGAUAUUAUCCAGCCCUCUGGAUGGAAGGUCUGGAGUACCAGCGACCCCCGUACGGACCACAUCACAUUCGCCGAGUUCAACAAUUCAGGGCCGGGCAAUUGGGAGAAUAACGCGGCCGCUCGACAGGCUUUUGGCAAUUGUACUCUACUUACCUCUGACGCUUAUACACUUGAAGCAGUGAUGGGGUCAACUGACUGGAUCGAUCUGACAUAUUGGGACUCUGUUACUAUACCAACUGGGACCUCAACCGCUACGGCUACGGCGACUGCUAGUGCUACUGCUACCCCGGCUGCGUAUGAUGGAACUGUUCCUCCUGCUGGAGCCUACAUCGUGUCCAAGACGGCGAUUGAAAAUGUGACUACUUACGACACUAUCCAGAGUGCGCUCAACGCCCUACCCACCUCCACUAAAGUGACCCCCACGGUAUUCAUCUACCCGGGUAUCUACGAGGAGCAGCUCGUGCUUAACCGUUCCGGAACCACCAUCUUCGUUGGCUACUCGACGUCGACCUUCGACUACAACAGCAACCAGGUCACUAUCCAGUAUAAUGCUGGUGUCGAUACCCAGGCCGACCAGUCAAAUUCGGAUAGUGCCACCGUUUAUGCUACGGGUAACUACUUCCAGGCUAUCAACAUCAACUUUGUCAAUAACUUUGGCACCACUAAGAACUAUGCAUCUCUCGGUUUCGCGGUCAAGUCAAGCAAGUAUGCUGCUCUUUACGGUUGCCAGGUGAAGGGAAACCAGGAUGCUCUCUUGAUCAAUGGAUAUUUCUUUGCCAGCAACAGCUACAUCGAGGGGAACAUCGAUAUGAUAUGGGGAUCUGGAGCUGGUUACUUCCUCAAGUCAACCAUUGCGCCCAAUAAAGACGGCAUCAAUCUGACGGCUGAUAAACGCUCUACAAACACCACCGCCGCUGGGUUCGUCUUCGACCAGUGUACCAUCGUUCCCUCUACAGGCGCCGGGACAAUGUCCGACAUCUCGCUCGGCCGACCAUGGAACUCUUUCGCUCGGGUGGCAUAUGUGGAUUCAUACCUUGACUCGUGUGUGACCGCUGCUGGAUGGGAGCAGUGGUCCUCGAGUAGUCCAAACACCGAUGGAGUGGUGUUCGGAGAGUACGGUAACUAUGGGCCUGGGGCGUCCACUGCUCAGCGUGCGUCGUUUGCAACGCAGUUGGAUGCUAGCGGCGUUUCUCAGUUCCAGUUGUCAAGUUUCUUCGCGAUUACAUCUUGGAUUGAUUUCACCCAUGUCAGUGGAACUCCGUUCGUCCCCGGAAUCGCAAUCACUACAAGUAUGGCUGUAACCUCAGCCACGCCGACUUCAAGCGUCGCCGUUACACCAUCAACCGUGACAACUACAAUGACCGUGACGGAUCAGGAGACUGUGUACACUACUUUGACUUCCACCGAUAAGACUUCCACCGCCAGGUUUACCGUCACGGAAGAUGUGGGUACGAUUCUGACUGCAGCCGAAUCCUUCAAGACGACGACGCAGAAGACUACCAUCACGAGCACGGUAAUUGUCACUGAGCCAACGAAGACGAGCACGAAGAAGGUUGUCAUUACCAGUGAUGUCGGUCUCACCGUCACACCAGCUCAAAGCACGAAGACCAGCACGCUGAAGGGAACUACCACAGUCUUUGCAACAACUACCCAUGCACCGUCUACUGUCACUGUCAAGAGCACAUUGACCUCUUCCAGGACCACCACGGUGACAGCCAAAGCAGUAACGACAACUGCGACUGUGCUGAGCACAACAACCACUGUCUCGACCUCCACGCCAGGAACAGUCAAGGUGACUUCAACAGUCACCGUCACCAAGGGUACCGACGGCACUACCACUAUCACGGCCAAGGCUACCACAAGCACGGUGAGUGUCACUUCUACGGUCUCCAAGGCCAAGACUGUCACCACGACGAUCAGCUGUGUUCCAGCUGCAAAGGUGAAGCGGAAUCUAAUGCCUCGAGCUGUUGCCGCUGCGACUGUCACCGACUUCACCACUUUCACAACAAUUGUCAAGACAUCGACCGUCAAGCUUCCUGCAUCUACUGAUAUUGUCACUGUGGUCACCACCAAGACGACCGGAAAGACGACGACUAUCCCAGCGUCAACUAGCACCAUUACCGUUCUGUCGACUGUGACUAAGGGCACGACCAGUACCAUCCCAGCGGUAACAAGCUAUGUCACUCAGACAAGCAUGUCAACCGUCGGAAAGACUACCACCCUCCAGGCCUCUACCACCACGGUGACAGUUACCUCGCUCGCAACCAAGAUAUCCACUACCACCGUGGUUGGUGCAACACAGACCGUCACCAGCCUCAAGACAACAACAAUCCACUCGACCGUCUCGCUUCUUCGGAGCACAGUCACCGUGACCAAGUCGACCGUCUCGACAAUCAAAUCGACGGUCACGCUCGCCACUCCUACAAGCACGACUGUGAAGACGACGACAUAUAGUCUCAAGCCUUCGGCCACGGUUACUUCUCGGGCCACGAGUACCAAGACGACAACGGUAAAGAAGACAGUCACGCAGACGGAGACAGUGACCAAAACGUCCAAGGGAGCUGGACCCUGUCCUACCAACUAA